UUGAUAUUGAGAACGGUCCCACAUAUCCAAAACCACCGCCGGGGAAGCUCAGAUCUCCAUAAGCUUCCCCGAAGCCCGAAACGGAGCCGGAAAACUAGAAAGAUUGAGAAGAAAGGUAAGUGAAAUGUCAGUUGUACCCUCCUUUCUUCGCCUUCACUCUCCGUUCCUUUACUCCUCUCUUCACCUCUCUUCUUCUUCUGCUUCUUCUCUCAUUAACAAAACCCUAAGAAAUCGACGGUCAGCGGCAUCAUAUCCGUGCAUCAAGGCUCUGGAUCUUGAUCAAAACACGAUAGUGGCGAUAUCGGUGGGGCUUGUAAGCGUCGCUGUUGGGAUAGGAAUUCCAGUUUUCUAUGAAACCCAGAUAGACAAUGCUGCGAAGCGUGACAACACUCAGCCUUGCUUCCCCUGCAAUGGAUCCGGAGCUCAGAGAUGCAGAUUUUGCAUGGGAACUGGAUCUGUGACAGUGGAGCUUGGUGGGGAUGAGGAAGAAGUGUCAAGAUGCAUCAAUUGUGAUGGUGCUGGAUCUUUGACAUGCACCACAUGUCAAGGCAGUGGUAUUCAACCUCGAUACCUUGAUCGCAGGUACAAGUCACUAUAUCCUAUCUUAAUUACCCUUGAUGCAAGCAUGGAAUUAACAAAUAGUUAGGAAAGGAAAAACACAUGGCUGUGUACUUUCCUCGUGUAAAAUGAUAAUAUGGAUUCCAGUUCUUACAAGUAACCUGUUGGCAAGCCACAACUAAUUAACCUGCACCUGGAAAGGGAUAGUCAAGCAUGAAUAGUUAAUCACAAGAGGCCACCCAUCUAAGCCCCCCAAAAAAUAACCAGGGAAUGAACUAAUUCAGUUCAAAACAUUAAUGCGAUGUCUGGUGCGCUGAAAUGGAAUAUAUUGAGAGUGGAAUGAAUGAAAAAUUAGAGGGUUUAUGUGUAAAAUUGUACAGAUCAAUUUCAGUGCAUUUCAUUCCAUUCUUGCAUAUCAAACAACUCGUAAGAAUGAAGGGACAGAUAUGACCAAAUCAGAAUAUGCGCGCGCGUGUAUGUGAGAUUGUGCAAGUGUAUUCUUAUCAUUGUAUUUAUGUUUAGAAACUUAGAGCAGAACUAUGAUAAUACCAAAUACAAAUGUUUGGUAUUUUACUUGGAACCAUCUGGAGAGACAAUCCAGCUGCAUGCUCUAGAUGAGAAAAUUAGUGUAUCAAAAUCUUGAUUUUAAGGGAGAGAGUUGGAACUUCCAUCUGUGUUUGUUUUGCGGAAUGGAAUGGGGUGAAAACAGAUGAAAUGAAAAUUUGAAUGGAGAACUUGAAAAAAAGUGAUAAAAUCGAUCCUAGUCUGCCCAAUUCCAUUUCAUUCUUAUAUACCAUACAUGCAUUAAAUUAAAUAGUGUCAAUGAUGGUUUAUUUAUUUAUUUACUUUUAUAAACUGAGCAGAGAAUUCAAAGAUGACGAUUGACUCUUCGAAUAAGCACGAUUCAGGAAUUGAUCGAGAUGAUGGACGGAGGAUAAUUAACUAUUAGUUGAUAGGACAAAGAUAGAGCCAAUUCAUUGCUUUCUCUCGGUUGAAUUAAUGUUUCUCCGGCCUCCUGUUGUUGUAUAGUUCUAUGAGCAAUGUAGCAUUCUCCUUUUACACAGCUUUCAUGCUUCUCUUGGUAAAUGUUUGUGGAUAAUGGGGUGCUUGAGAUUGCCUCAAUGGCACCAAAGGUUCAAUUUCAGAUGUUAAGACAAUUUUAUUUUA
This is a messenger RNA of Malania oleifera, 1725 nucleotides long. RefSeq names its product protein SPA, chloroplastic. The transcript has 4 exons. The coding region runs from base 125 to 646 and encodes 173 amino acids. The record is from RefSeq and is a predicted model, not a curated record. Lineage: Eukaryota; Viridiplantae; Streptophyta; Magnoliopsida; Santalales; Ximeniaceae.